AUGCCCACGCUCACAUUUUUUAUGUAUGAGCUCUAUCAUAUCACGUUGAAAAGAAUUUAUGAAAAAAAGUUCAAAACAAGAAUAAAUCCCGCCCAAAUGACCAUAUCCGCUCAGAGGUUCCAAAGGUGGGAUCAACCAUAUUGUGUUGGUUUAAAGGUACAUGGAUAUGUGGAUGAUUUAGAAGAUACUAACCAAUCAGGUGAAUCGUUAUAA
Molecule: messenger RNA, 213 nt
Organism: Funneliformis geosporum
Lineage: Eukaryota; Fungi; Glomeromycota; Glomeromycetes; Glomerales; Glomeraceae
Source: the annotation of a GenBank genome assembly